This is a messenger RNA of Meleagris gallopavo (turkey), 13316 nucleotides long. RefSeq names its product ankyrin repeat and fibronectin type III domain containing 1 (gene ANKFN1). Gene Ontology annotation, molecular function: protein binding. Gene Ontology annotation, biological process: regulation of establishment of bipolar cell polarity; establishment of mitotic spindle orientation. Gene Ontology annotation, cellular component: spindle. The record is from RefSeq and is a predicted model, not a curated record. NCBI's taxonomy places the organism in Eukaryota, Metazoa, Chordata, Aves, Galliformes, Phasianidae.
AGUAGUUUUAGUACAACAAACAAAAUUUUCUGCUCAGCUGUAAAUAUUCAGUAUUUACAUAAGAGAUAUAGAUAAGGGGAAUAAUAGAUGGCUGACAUCUGAGUGGUCUCACGGACUCACUGAAGGCUGUGAUCACGUGGGUUUCUGUACAGGAUCAGACAAACAGAAUCCCAGUGUUAAAGAGGUAUUCGGUGGUUUUCGAAAGAUUUCCCAUCUUUCUCCUGUUGGCAAGGAGCAGUGAGCUCAGUCAGCUGUCUGCAGCCUGCUGACUAACGAUCCUCCACAACUGCAGGGUGAGAGGGAAUCCUGCACACGUACAGCUUGGGAUUUCCACGGCACAGAAAGGAAAUGCUGCAUGAUGUGUAUUUUCAGAGUGCUUUAUAAGUCUCAGUUGCAACAAAGCAUUCAGUGUAAGGAAGAGGUUUACUCCUUCUUCAGAGGCUGAACCAGCAAAGACAGCAAAGCCAAUGUGAUUCAUUCAGUGAAGACAGUGGACAAUUACCACCAACUUGAUCACAUUUUGCCUUGAACAGCUGAAACUACUAGGUGAAAAUGACACAGCAAAUGCAUAAUUUAAGUCUCCUCCAGAGUAAAAAGAACAGUAUGCCAUCUUCUCCAAAUGCUGCAAAGCGAUUGUAUCGGAACUUGUCAGAGAAGCUGAAGGGGAGCCACACAUCCUUUGAUGAAGCGUAUUUCCGAGCGCGCUCGGACCGGCUCAGUCUCCGUAAGACCUCGGUGAAUUUCCAAUGCAAUGAAGCUAUGUUUGAGGCCGUAGAACAGCAAGAUCUGGAUGCUGUUCAGAUUCUUCUCUAUCAGUACACACCAGAGGAACUGGACCUGAAUACUCCAAACAGUGAAGGACUUACUCCUUUGGAUAUUGCCAUUUUAACUAACAACAUCCCUAUUGCUAGGACUCUUCUACAUGUUGGGGCAAAAGAAAGCCCACACUUUGUUAACAUGGAAAGCAGGUCAGUGCAUCUGUGUACAUUGGUCCAGGAAGCACAGCAGCGAGUUACUGAAUUGUCUGCACAAGUGAUGAAUGAAGGCCUUGGUACAGACAACACAGAAAAAGAGAAGCAACUAAAAGCAUGGGAAUGGAGAUACAGGCUAUACAAGCGCAUGAAGGCAGGCUACGAGCAUGCUAGAGCCCCUGAGGCGCCAACCAAUGUCUGUCUCAUGGUAACAAGCAGUACAUCACUCACUGUCACCUUCCAAGAACCUCUGAGUGUCAACUCAGCUGUGGUGACCAAGUAUAAAGUGGAAUGGAGUUGUUCAGAAGACUUUUCUCCUUUGGUCGGUGAAAUAAUUGUGGAUAAUCUUCAGUCUUUGAGAUGCACCAUCACAGGUCUCAGAACAGGCCAGAAGUAUUACAUUCAUGUUUCAGCAUACAAUAUGAGAGGAUGGGGACCUCCACGAAGAUCUACUCCUGCAUAUGCUUCUCCUUCAAACUGGAAAGACUGCAGUGGAAGAGAGCCUGGACACAGGGGACAUAGUGAGGCCCUGGAACGUCUCCUUCAGCAGGUUCGAGCAGCUCAUCAGCAUUAUAAUUGCAGAGAAAGUUCCAAAUUACAGAACACUGGUCGCAAGCAGUCAGUCUCUAGAAGCCUGAAGCACCUUUUUCAUUCAUCAAACAAGUUUGUGAAGACUCUGAAACGGGGACUCUACUUAUCUGUUAUAUUUUUUUACAAAGACAAUCUGUUAGUAACCAAUGAAGAUCAGAUCCCAAUUGUGGAAAUUGAUGACUCUCACAGUAGUUCAAUCAUGCAGGAUUUCCUGUGGUUCACAAAGUUGUCUUGUAUGUGGGAUGAUAUCAGAUGGCUGAGGCAGAAUAUGUCUGUAUCCAUCUCCUCAUCAACAACACUUCAAGCCAGGCAAAAGAUGCUUUCUGCAGCAGCACAGCUACAGAAUUUGCUGGGAACUCACAACCUAGGCAGAGUUUUUUAUGAGCCAAUCAAGGAUCGGCAUGGCAAUGUAUUGAUUGUUACUAUAAGAGAAGUGGAGAGUCUUUAUUCAUUUUUUAAUGGCAAAUGGAUGCAGGUAUCCAAACUACAAAGCCAGAGGAAAUCCCUUUCAACGCCAGAGGAGCCAACAGCAUUAGACAUUUUGCUUAUAACAAUCCAGGACAUACUCUCCUAUCACAAAAGAAGUCAGCAACGCCUCCCUCCUGGAUUGUAUCUGGGUUACCUUAAACUCUGCAGUUCUGUGGAUCAAAUCAAAGUCCUUGUGUUGCAGAAGUUGCCUAAUGUCCUCUGUCAUGUCAAAAUCCGAGACAACAGCAAUGUCUCCAGAGAUGAGUGGGAAUGGAUCCAAACACUUUCUGGCUCAGAAUCUGUGGAAAGUAUGGAUCAUACUUCAGACUGCCCUACUCAAUUGUUCUUGUAUGAGCUCCAGAUGGCAGUGAAAGCUCUCCUUAAACAGAUCAAUCUACCUCUGCAUCAGGCUAAGCACUUCCGUCUGUAUACACAGGAGGUGUUGGAACUGGGUCACAAUGUCUCCUUUCUUCUCCUGCUCCCCGCCUCAGACGACGUCUGCACUGCCCCAGGACAGAAUAAUCCUUACACCCCACACUCAGGAUUUCUUAACCUCCCUCUUCAGAUGUUUGAACUCGUUCAUUUUUGCUGUUACAAGGAAAAAUUUAUAAGCCUGUAUUGCCGCCUUUCUGCUGUCAUAGAGCUGGACUCUCUGAAAACCCAGCAGUCCCUGAGGGAAGCAAUUUCAGACAGUGAAGUCGCUGCAGCCAAACAAAGACACCAGCAAGUUGUGGACUACAUACAGCAAGUUGAUGAGAUCUGGAGGGAAAUGAGAUGGAUCACAGAAGCACUGCAGUACGCAAGAUACAAGCAGCCUGCAGCUGGCCUACCAAUAAAGAAACUUGUGAAUCUUUCAGAAGAACACUCUCAAAAGAAAGUCAGUUCAACAUCUUCACAUCUAGAUUGCCUUCCCUCACCUCCUUCCUCACCUGAGGCUAGAAGUCAGAGGAGAAAAGCUGUAAGCGAUUCCCAGCCCUGCUCAGAUGAAGAAGGCUGUUCAGAAGUAUUCCUUCCAACUGACAGUGACUAUGAUUCCAGUGAUGCAUUAAGCCCCAGAGAAUUAGACUUGAUUUACUCCUCCCCACAUGACAUAUCCCAGCAGGCAGGCAGUGGCCUGGGCGGUAGUGCACCUGAUGUCCUCCAAGUCCACGACGUGAAGCCUUGCCUAACACUGAAAGAAGGCCUGACAGAAUGUAGUGCCUUUGAUUCUAAUGCUGAAUAUUGCACAGAGUAUAUGAGCAAUCUAACAAUGUCAGGGAUUACAUCAAAAAGCAUAGACAAGUCCUCUAGCUCCAGGCAGCCACUGAGCUUUUUAGGGAAAAAGAGACUAGGGAAACAUCAGCAUUACAACUACUUCAGCAGGCAUCAUCGUUGGCUGCGUGUGCACAGCGAGACACAAUCUGCCUCUCUGUCUGAAGGUGUGUAUACUCAGCAUCUCACGAGAUCUUCAGAUUUAUCUCAAGAACCUACCUCCAGUGAGCAGUUACAGAUUCCCAUCGACGAGUCACGGAGCACUUUCUUACCUCAUGCAUCCAGCCUUCCAGAAGAUGGAAAAGGCAAGUAUGAGGAAUCGAGGCAAAAUGUCCAUAGGAUACACAUGGCACCUUAUAAAACAACAUUUCUGAGUGAAGAGGGCAAAUCCUGGGCAAUGAGCAUGCAGUCUGUAGAAAAUGAGGAUGUGCACAAUGCUAUGCAACAGAAAAUGGGUUCGGAUGAUCCUGUGGGUUCUGCUGUCUCAGAAGUAUUCAGCAGCACACUGUAACUCCAGACUUCUGCACUGCUUCCCAUUGCUCCACAAGGAGGUAGAGAGCAUUAUGCAUAUGGGGCCAUACUUUCAAAACUACUUUUAGAAGUCCAGCUCCUGAAAUGACAACUUGUGUCAUUCAGAAGAAUCCUAACCAUUUGAUUCCAUCGCCAGAUUCCCAGUCUUACAGCAGUAUCUGCCAUGAUGCAAGGAGUAUUACUUGUAUCAGCAGUUUUGCAAGUAGGGUCGCACAUAACAGGAUGCUUUGUGGCUGCAAAUCCAGUGAUCAGUCUUUGCAGUUGUCUUAAUUUCCAGAUAUUUCUAAGCAUGCGAAAUUUUAAGCAUGAGUGGUUCUGACUGCAAUGUAGCAGAAAUUGUAACAUCCUUGGUGUCCUCAUGUUGGGACUGUGUCCUAAGCCUCUAUGAACCUGUUUUCCAGCAUCUCCUAUGCAUUUUUCUUCUUCUCAGCCCUUUUGAAUACAUUGAGGUUGCAUGUAACUGAAGUGCUAACUGAUUUAGUAACAGUUAUCCCACAAUAUCUAGCCACUGUAGAGAAUUGAGCAUUUUUUCAGUAUCUAAAAAAUCCAGUCAUCCUUAACACUGCAUGCACAAUCUCUGAAUGUUGCCAGAGCCUGACAAAAUUAUCACAGCGUUUGAGGGUUUUUUUUUCAGAAGCUCAGAUUUCAAAUGACAUAAGUAGCAGGUUAUUUUAAAGGCUUAAACAGGAGUCAACCUUUGAGGUCAGAAGCAGACAGAAUGAGUCCAAUCUCUCCAGAGUGAACAUACACAAGGUCUAAGUAGGAGUGAAGAAAAGCUUGGUCCUCUACCCACCACACAUGCGUGCAUUUCUUUAUGUUGCAGAGUCUCUCAAACAUCCACUGGAAAGAAAUGCUCCUACUUUUGUUCCUGAUUUUUCAGUGUAUAUUCAGGGGUAUCUGAUCACUAUGUCUGAAAUUGGGAUGUUCUGGCAAUUCCCAUUAGGGAAAUUUGGGGUGCAGUUUAAAGCUACAAUUUUUUGUUUGUUUCACCAAUAAACAUUGGUAUCCUUAGAAGAGUGCAAAAUGGCGUGUUAGCAUGCUGUUAGCAUGCUGUAUUUGUCUAAAGGCAGAUCACAACUUUGUCAUUUGCAACCAGAAUAAGACUCAGAGUACUACAAAAGAUGAGCUCAACAAAGAAAUCUAUAUUAAUGAGAACCAUAACAUCUGAGUCACUGAGAAAUGAACUAAUGUGAAGAGAAACCCCAGCUGUUGCACAAGCUUUAAUUUUUCUUAUACAGUUCUUGAAGUUUAAUUUUAUGGGCCACAUUCCUGCUGGUUAAAUUCCCUCACUCCAUGUUUGCGCAGCCUUCUACCCUUCAAUUUUUCAGCCUCCAGGUGGAUACAUUCUAAGGCCUCCAAUAAAGAGAUUUGAGUUAAAUAGUUGAGUUUACAAGUCCUUGAGGUGAAGGUAAGGAUUUGGGCCCAUGAUCUGUGGUCCUUAUUAAAAUAGCACUUCCAUAACCCCAGCGCUAUUAAAAUCCCUGUGAACUCAAUCCAUAAAUUCAAAAAUAAAUGUUAUUCACUAUUUCAUGCUUGGUCAGUAUGCAGAAGCCAAGAAGAGCUUAAGCAGUGAUAUAAGGGCAGAAACUUUCUAUAAUGUAUUUACAUUUGUAACUUCUCUUUUUUGGGGGGAGAGGAAAGUUAACUUUUUGUACCAGUGAUAUUCAUAAUGUGAUACAACCCUCAGUGAGGAUGGAAACAUUUCCAUUCACUUCCAGAGGCUCCAAACAAGACCCAUACUGAAAAUUCCUGUGGGUGAGAAGAUGGGGGAGCAAAAGUCUCAGUGCCAAUUUGCAGCUAGAAGGACAUGCAUUGUAUGUUGUAUGCCACAUGAAAUUGCAUGGGGAAAACCUGACUCACACACCAUAGAACCAAACAGUGAUGUUUUACCAUUGCUGAAGGCAGCAACACCUUGUUACAUUGGGUUAUGUUUGUUAGCAGAAGGCUGUUUGUCAGGGAGAGACAAUUUUCUAGAAUACAGCAUCUAGCCCAGGCUCCCCUGACCUUUUCAGCCUCUGAGCAAUGCUGCCAAGUAACUGCUUACUGAAGAAUAAAAACAACAGUAUGCUGAGACCGAGUUUUUGUGAAAUGUGAUGAUACAAAACAAGAUGAUAUUCCUAAAAUGAAACCCACCUUGCUUUGCUUUGGCUUUUCAGGACAAACAGAACAGUGAGGGCACGAAGUAGCAAAACCUUCAGCAGAAGAACAGGUACACACUGCUGGAUAGAUAAGGCUGUAAAAUCUCUUUUAUCCACUCCUUCUGCUGGGCUUUUCCAGAAGUAGUCAUGUAUCUAAUAAAGAACUGAGGAAAAGGUUGACUUUUCCCUAAUUUUGCCUGCCUGUGUGUGCUAUGGCAGAAUUUCACUCUGGGAGUGCAAAUGCCAGCCAGAAUCUACUGCACCUUGAUUUUAACUUUGCUAUCUGGAAGUGGUGUUUAUGUGACAUCCUGCAGGGCAUUCCUCCUUGAUCCCAUUGCCUCUAGACUGAGGUUCUUUCCCAACUGUAACAGUCAAAAUAGUUCUGACUUUAAAUACUUCUGUUCAUAAAGCACUUAGUAUUCUUUUGAAAGAAAUAUCUGUUCUUUGUUCUAAAUUGAUAUCCCAGAGAUAAAUAAAUAGUAGAAAGAGAUGCCUUUCAAGCAUAGUGGUAACACUAAUCAUAACACUUCUGUGGUUCUCGUAGGAAGAUCACUCACACGUUUCCCAAGCAACUACUGCAAUUCGGAAGAGCCCUGUGAAGUACAGCACUGUUACCCUCACCUCAUAGAAGCACAGAAGGAUUGAGUGACUGUUCCAAGUAGACCUUAGAGUAAAGGCUCACAGUAAGAAAUCAAAUUAAAAUUAAGAACCCAGACGGUUGCUUUAAUCACUGGGAACCCUUACUCCAGCUGGAGCUAGGGUCCUUCUCAGAGGAUUCAUGCACAGACAAAGGAAAUACUGAGUUUCACAGCCCAGCACAUACUAGAAUCUCUUGAGUCAGCUUGUUUGAAUGAGUCUGUACCCACGUACGUCAGCUGAAGCUCAGAUCUGAAGUGGGUACUUAGGCUCUGCAAUCUUCUGGAUAGCUGUCUUUCUUAGCUAACAGCUUGGCACAGAGCUUCUGUCCUGUGUUUUUCAGGGAGUUUAUUUUCACCUGGGCUGAACCCACCUCCUUCUAAUUUCCAGGCAUCACUUGGACUGGCCAGAAAAAAACCAUACCGCUCUAACAUUAUGGCCCCACAAGAAACCAGUAGACCCUGUGGUCUAAAACAUUCCUGUUUCUGCUAGCAGAGUGCUAGAUAUAGGUAAACUGCAAGUUUACACUAAUAAUUCUUUGCAUCUGCAAGAUUGCUUGAAGAAACCUGUGGCUCAAAAGCAUUUAUCUCCUAUGCUUGCACAUGAUUUGCUUUGCCUAGAUAUUAAUAAAUAAGUAGAUUUUCUACACAGCAAGGGCACAUACAGAGAAAUAUAUAAUUAAUAAUUCACUGAUGAAGCAUAAAUAUUUUUAAAGACAAACAUUAAGGGGAGAGGAGGAGGAUGUAAUAUUACGUCCUGAACAUUUUAUAGUGUAUUGGAGAGACAUGAUGUAUCUUUACAUUUCUUAUAGAACAAAGAAAUGCAUUAAGUUGCUGGUCAACUCUUUCAAGGUGUUUAAACUCAUGGCUCAUGACUGUUAUGUAAAACUUCAAUGGAGCCUUACACAACAAGGGCAUAGUGUAUUUGAAAACAUGGUACACAACUUGGAAACUUACUCUGAAUUUCUCUGAGGUGUUGAACUUUGCCAUCAGCAAGAAGUAUUUUUAGAAAAGAGACUGUGAAUUUUCAGGCAACAGAGACUUCAUCAAGGUGGGUCUCUAAUUUUUCCACUACAGCAGAACAUUAAAUAGCUAGAAUACCUUAUUUGUAAGUAUAAUUUAUCUUUUGAUUCCGUGAAGGAGAAUUCAUAAGACUAAAUCAUGUCAGAGAAGUAUGAAACAGAGCUGUUGGCCAGAAAAUUCUCUGCAAAAAAGGGCACCAUUCCCCAAGGUGAGCUGAGAGCUGUACUCUGGAAAUGUGCUAGGACAGUAGUCUGUCCCCCUUUGUGCAGGCACAAACUACAGUUGUCUCUGCUGCUAAGUGUUCACUAAGUCAGUAGGAGCUUUUCUGUUGAUUUGACGAGGCUUUGGAGCAGGCCCCACAUGCUGCUGAAAGCUGUGUAGAUCCUACUAGCACAGAGAUCAUCUCCUCUCCAUAUUGAUGUUUAUGAGCUCUUACCCAGCUGGCUGUCUCUCACACUGUGCUUUUGGGAUGAAAUAAGAGCUACGCUAGAAUAUCUUCCUCAGCCUUUUUGUAACAAAUCUUGGGCAAGAUUUAGCCUUUAAAACAGUCAUCCCAUAGUAGGGUAAAGUGUCAUUAAGCUUGUCUGUCACUAGGCUACAGAAAGCCUCCUAUUUUGCUAGUCAAAUAAUAGGAAGAGAUUUCUUAGGGUUUUUUGUUUGUUUGUUUUGUGUUGUUUUUUUUGUUUUUUUGUUUUGUUUUUGUAAAGUUAUGUGAAAUUGAUAUUAAAAAAAGGAAGUUACUGGUACAGCACUAAUUACCUUCAAACUGUGAACUACAGUAAUUUAUAUUUUAAGCUAAACGCACAGACUUUUUGUGUUUUGCUUUAUAUAAAGGUCAGUCUGGGCCCAAUCCUGCUUUCCUUGGUCCUCAUUCCUGGGUCUUUUGCACCAGUGUAAAUCACUGCAGCUGAGCCAGGUUCCCCAGCCAUAAGGUGGGACUGCUCUGCUCCACUCGCCCUCCAGGCGCUCAGUGCGGCCAAGGGCCUGGAGCCCUGCGCUCACCCUGAAAGCAACACAGCUAGCUGGCGUCAAAAACAAUACGUGAGGAAGACAAAAGGGUUUUCAUCUCAUGGAAUGUUCCCCUAGAUGCCAAAGGGACUGUGGUGUAAGCAAGGUUCAGAGAGCGAGCCCACCCUGCUGCUGUGUGCUACUGGAGGGAAGCUUACGGCAGAACGCAUCGCUACGUUCCAUAAUAGGGACCUAAUUUCUCUCCCGCAUUAUGCAAAUGAAGUCAUGUUUACUGAAUGCUACGGGAGUUCCAGUUAUUUCACUGAAAAAAUGAAGGCUGUUCAGGGUUACGGGGGAGCUGGGGGAGGGCAGGAGGGGUUGUUUGCUUUUUUCCCCUCAGAGAAAAAGUAAUUUAAGUGAAAUGUGCAAGGCAGUGUUUAAUUGCUUCCUGCCUCGUUUGUACAUAGCAAUUUGGCUGUUUAUUGGUUGUCUUUGUUCAGAUUUUUAUUGUAACUUGUUGCUAUAUAUGCGACCAAGCGUAUGUUAAAGUUUAAACUUCGGUAUAUAAUAAUGCACAAUUUUAUGUGCUUUAAAACUUUGUAAAUAUAUAGAGGAACAAUGUAUGCUGCGCUAACUGUGAUCUUGGGACUUGACACAACAAUAUUUUCAUGCAUAUGUACCUACAAAUGGUUUGAAAAUAGCAAAAUAUAUAUUGAGGAUGGCAAUGAGCCAAGAGUAAAUGAGUGCCGUAUGACUCAUGCUUCUUUAAUAAUUCCUGAAAGAGGCAUGUAUAGUACAUAAAAUAGACAAUAAAAAUAAUUUUCAAGACUACAAAUAUUUUUUAUAACUUCAGAUAUUAAAUACUAUUUUAGAAAAGAAGAUUGGUCGGUAAAAGAAGUCUUAGGUUUAUUCAAGUGAAUCAUUGUCAUAAAAAUGUUCUUAACAGAAUUUUUUGUUUGAUCUACUAUCAUAGAAACCUGGCUCUCUUAAACUUCAGAAAACCUGAAGUGCUCUUGUAUUCUUACCGCUCCUACGAUCUUCUGAAAUCAUGUCCUUCAAGUCUGCUCCCUCAAUAACCAAAAAAGAUGCUAGCCUGUGCAUUCACACCACCCUACAGGCCAUGUGUGCUCGAGUCCCUUUUGAAAUAGGCUCUAUGUGACUAUCAUCGGGAAUCCACGUAUGUCAGCUUUACAGUCAGUGGAGAUCCCACUGCAGUUUGUGUUCUUCUCUGAAUUCUUUUAUUUUUAUUGGAAAGGGAAUUUUUCUAAGGCCAAUCUUUCAAAUACGGUCUCCAAAUUUUUAUUUUGGUCUAUAGAGUCAGAAAUCUACCAGACAAGGGCAUGGCUUCCAGAGUCUGUAUGUGAGAGUAAUCUCCCAGCAAAAACAACAGAAAUUGGAAAUCAUGUUGCAUAAAUGCACAUGCCUUAAUAUGUGAUAGGUGAUAUCUGGGCAGUCAGGUUUGUAGUGGCAUCUUUCCCGUCGGGGCGUUACACCUGCAGAAGUUGCUGUCAUACAGGCAAACAUCUGUGCAUCAGAGCAGUGACAGCACAGCCAUCCCAUGGCUGCACACCGGGCACAGUUACAGUGACAGCAGGCAGAAUCCGCUGUGCAUUCCUGGUGUGAAUCUGUGCUUUCAAGCCACGUUGUAAACACGCUGCAUUGAGAGUAUAUAUAAUCUGGUUGUAGUCGAGAAACACCCCAGAUAUUACCUACUGAAGGAAUUACCUUAUAAAGAGAAACACACUCUUCUGUUAUUAUUCUGUUUUUCACAUAUCCUUAUGUGAGGAAAAGCACCACAAAAUUUCUCAUUUAGUAUAAAUCUGGGUUAGUGUAUUUAAGCAGGAGAAACAAAAACAAGCCUGUUUCAAAUGCUGAAGGGAAAUUGGAGGGAUUCUGCUUUGGUAACGGUUUACCUUGUUUCAAACAUGCACAGGUUGCUGAAUUUAUUUAGCUGCCAUUCUGCCUGAGCCUCCUGACGCCUCAUGCACUCCCUCCCUUCUGUACAGAUAAUGGCAGAAUUGGAAUAAGUGACAUGGCCAAGGUCACAGAGCUUGUGACAGAGCAGGGACACCAUGUUCUGGCUAGCAUCCUUACCACGUCAUCAGUGCACAGGUAUAUAUGGGGAUGUAAGUGUGGGUGGAUGUUUGUAUGUCAGACAUGACAAGCCAAGUCAGUGCAUCCAACUGGAAUAUCUGUGGGUACUUUCACACAUGGAAAAUAUUUUAACCAAAAUGCAGCCAAAGUGGAGUUAAAUAAGGAAGCAAAGUAACUCCUACAAUGUUGGUCACUUCUGCUUCCUUGAUUUUUUAAUUUCAAAACAUUGUUACCACAUUUGCUAAGUUAGUGAAAAACAACCAACAUGCAGGUGUUUAGUCAUGUGCAGUAACACUGAGAAAUUAAACAGGAGAAACAGCACAAGAUAAAGGAUUUCUUCUGUGCAUGUACUCACUUUGAUGCACUUUGCAUGUAGCACACAUUUUUCAGGCCUGGUUGUUGACAUGUUUUGCUUGCCCAGAGCUAAGAGUUGUUCUUUACAUAAGAUAAGUAGGUGAACAGCUAAUUCCUACAGAGCUUUAUAACAAGUUUGCCAUGGGUUCCUAGAGGACAGUGCUGUUUUAUAACUGCCUCUGCAUUAUACACUGCUUUACUGAAAUGCUUAUAAGCCGACUGGAAAGAAGGCAGCAAACUCUUACAGGCAUGUUUUUCACUUGUUCUUCUGACAGCAAAAGAUCACCAUCUUGUUGUUCCAUUCCAGUGUAUUAACUUAUAUGAACUGUCAUCUCUCUGAACAAACUAUUAAUGUAUUUUUUAAUUCUGCCUUUAAAUAAAUAUUUGGGGUUUGAUUUGUGGUGGUUUUUUUGUUUGUUUGUUUGUUUAGCAAAUACACAAAAAACCUUUAUAAAUAACCUUCUCCAAUCUCUCUCCCAAAGAGUUUUCAAACUCUCCUUUCAAACCAACACAUGCUCAUUUCAAAAGGAGUUGCUUAAAAUACUUAUUUUGUCUUAGUUUCUAUUUAUAAAUAUUCAUUAAUUAGCUCUAAUUAAUCAGCAGAACUUCUGCUUCUUAUCUUUGCAAAUACCUGUAAUUAUUGUGAUUUUCAAGUAUGUUUUUAUUAUAGCAAACGUGCAGGACAAAAAUCAAGUUGAAUUCUCCCCUCUGCUACUCACCUGCUACUACUUACAGGGAAAAAAGCACUGAACUGAACAGCAACUUUUGAGCUUUACAAACUAAUAUUAAAGUACAUUUAAAGACAAGACAGCCUUUUUCUACCGGUAAAUGUUAAUGCUUUCUCUAGGAAAUAUCCAAAUAAAAUCUUUGAAUUUGGUGAGGUGGGCAUUCUUGUGACUGAAACAAUGUGAUAUUUCCAACAUGAUUUAUUUCAGCCAACCAAAUUAAAAAAAAAAAAAAAGGCAAUGCCAAAAUGGUGUUUGUCAGUGCUGUUUGUAAUCACUUUGUGAAAAUACAAGAGCAAAACAUCUCCAGUGUGGAUGCCUUCAUUAACAGACCCACAAUAGUGGCUGGCCUGAAUCCCAUCUGUCAGACACGCUGACUUCUGCCACUGCUGCUGCUUUAUGGGUGCUUGGAGCACUUCUGACAGUCAGUGCUCACAUCAAUCAGUCACACACAUAUGGGAACGUGGCUCUGCUUCCCCUCAGCUGUGACCAUUUCUGGUGAUUUCGCCACUUAAUGGAGGUUCUUCAUGAGAACCUGCACGGCCUUUACCUUUUCCCAUACUGCUUUAAAAAUGCAUGAGAAAUGAAAACGUUGCCUUUUUGCUUGUCACUUUUUUCCCCCUGAAGAAAGGAAAGACAGAAAGGAGCUAAACCAGGACCUGGGCUUGAAUAGCUGAAUAUGUAUUCUCGUGGCAACGCAGGCUUUGAACCCAGCCCCAGAACAAGGCUGUUUCCAUCUUUCUUUGGGGCACGCUCGCUCUUCCCCGCGUGUGCCCUGUGGGCUCGCUCUCAUCCCCCUCUCUCUCGCGGCUCCAUCCUGAUCCCUCUCUUCCUCCGCUCUGAGUCACAAGAGCAACAACCCUGCCUGCUCCGACCCAGUCAGUGCCUCAGCUGUUCGGGUAAAGCCCACGCUCCCGCGGGACUCACGUUUGAGUACAACCCCAGGAUUGUCAGGGCUCUGGCUGGCAGUGCUGCCGAGGGGACAGUCUAAGGCUCUAUUUUAAUCUUCUGGAGCCCAGCCAAGCACUGGAACGGAGCUGCCAGCACGAGGGGGGCCCUCCUGCUCACUGCGCCUGACCUCCCAUCAGGAGAGGUGCUGCCGUGUUCCUUCUCAAACUACUAGGGCCCUUUCAUUGCGCUGACCUCCCAUCACGAGCGCUACCAAGGAUCCAGCUUUGACUACUGGGGCUCAACCCUGGCUCCGCUCCAGCCCACGAGCCGCACGCUGCUCGUCUCCAGACGUACGAGCACCGCGGGGUUCUGCUGCAGCACCGUCCGCUCGCUGCAUCUCACUGAGCUGGACAUUCCCCUGCACAGUUCUCAGCUGACGUGUCAUUUUAUUUGGAUGGAAGCGCGCAAUGAGCACUCCUGUAUGGGUUUGGUACCAGCCUGAAUCCACAGCGCUGGCGUCAGCUUGACAAGCGCUGCACGCUCGGUGCUUUGCACCCACGGGCAGUAAUGAGGCAAAGAUGGCACUGCGGUGUGCUGGGCGUGGAGGAGGUCCGAGUGCACCUCACCCUGCCGCACAGCGCUCUGUGCCGCACAGCGCUCCGCACUCCGGCCGGCUCCGCCGCUCAGGCAGCACGC